GCGACGGGAAGGGGAGGACGCGCCCGCCGGGCUGCAGCCGCCGCCGCGCACCGAGCGCCGCGAUGGGGCUGGAGACUGAGAAAGCAGACGUCCAGCUCUUCAUGGACGACGAUGCCUACAGCCACCACAGCGGCGUCGACUACGCGGACCUGGAUAAGUUCGCGGACUCGGGCUCCGACCGGGAUCCCCACCGGCUCAACUCGCAUCUCAAGGUGGGCUUCGAGGAUGUGAUUGCAGAGCCGGUGUCUACACACUCCUCUGACAAAGUGUGGAUUUGCAGCAGUGCCCUCUUUGAAAUCAGCAAAUACGUGAUCUAUAAGUUCCUGACGUUGUUCCUGGCUAUCCCCAUGGCCUUCACUGCAGGAAUUCUCUUUGCCACCCUCAGCUGUCUGCACAUCUGGAUUAUAAUGCCUUUUGUAAAGACCUGCCUAAUGGUCCUGCCUUCGGUGCAGACAAUAUGGAAGAGUGUAACAGAUGUUGUCAUUGCCCCAUUGUGCACAAGUGUAGGACGCAGCUUCUCUUCUGUCAGCCUGCAACUGAGUCAUGACUGAACACUGGGACCCCAGGUCUGGAGUUCUGGAUACUGUAAUACUUCUUGGUUGUUAUAAUGUAAAAGCACUACUGUUCUGUUCUAAGCAUUCCCAACUGUUCUAAUUAAGAAAAUUUUUAAGAUUGGCAACCACAUUUAGAAAUGUUUAUUGGCAGAUCUUUUCAAAUAAUGCCUUUCUAAUUAAUAGUCAAGGAUUUCACUUCUAACUUUAGAGCCAGAAUUAUACAGUGGGUUGGCAACACUUAAUUUUAAAGGCAGUCUUUACUUUGGUACAAAAGUACACAUUUUAUAAUGAUGAAUUUAUAAAGAGCAAGGGACAUUUCUCAAACACUAUAAUAGUUCUGUGCACAACUGCUUAUAAAAUUAUGGAAUUUCUUAUUUUUUUACUCUGAAAGUAAUACUUUUAAAAUUACCUUUGCAGAUAAAGUCAUGGGAAUACUUACAAAAAAGAUAUACAAAGAUCCUAGAAAUUAUAGUAACAAAAGCAUGCAGUGGUGAUAGGCGCUAUCAAAUAUAAUAGGACAAAUAAAUGUGAAAAUAGAUAAUGAACGUGUGUACCUUUAAAUAAGAUAUUGUUAACCUACAGGUCUAUUUAAUAAGAUGUUUCAUUGUACUGUAUAUUUUGUACUUAAUGUAAAUGUUGCUCUAAUCAGAUUGCUUUUAAGUACUUUUAUUAUAUUUGUUAUCUUGUUGAACUAAUAUAUAGAAUGAGUAAAUGUCUUUCAUGGGGAACUUCA
This is a messenger RNA of Leptonychotes weddellii (Weddell seal), 1287 nucleotides long. It is a transcript of the gene CAV2, whose product is annotated as caveolin 2. Lineage: Eukaryota; Metazoa; Chordata; Mammalia; Carnivora; Phocidae. The record is from RefSeq and is a predicted model, not a curated record. Gene Ontology annotation, biological process: insulin receptor signaling pathway; negative regulation of endothelial cell proliferation; regulation of cytosolic calcium ion concentration. Gene Ontology annotation, cellular component: perinuclear region of cytoplasm; focal adhesion; caveola. Gene Ontology annotation, molecular function: protein kinase binding; molecular adaptor activity.